Molecule: messenger RNA, 2303 nt
Organism: Emys orbicularis (European pond turtle)
Lineage: Eukaryota; Metazoa; Chordata; Testudines; Emydidae
Gene: SUZ12
Product: SUZ12 polycomb repressive complex 2 subunit
Exons: 16
Coding region: 1-2259 (752 amino acids)
Cellular component (GO): ESC/E(Z) complex; RSC-type complex; nucleus
Molecular function (GO): chromatin DNA binding
Source: RefSeq, a predicted model, not a curated record
AUGGCUCCUCAGAAGCACGGUGGAGGCGCGGGGCCCAGCUCGGGCUCCGCUGGCGGCGCCGCCGGAGGAGGCGGUGGAGGAGGCGGCGGCGGGGGGUUCGGGGGCUCCGCGGCUGCCGCGGCUCCGGGCGGUAAAUCCGGUGGUGUUCCAGGAGGCGGCGGGGGAGGAGGAGGAAGCGGUUACUCGGGAGGCUCUUCGGCCUCCUCGGCUGCUGCGGCGGCGGCUGCAGCGCUGCCCCCUGUGAAGAAGCCGAAGAUGGAGCAGAUCCAGGCCGACCACGAGCUCUUCCUGCAGGCCUUCGAGAAACCAACACAGAUAUAUAGAUUUCUUCGUACCCGGAAUCUCAUAGCACCAAUAUUUUUGCACAGAACUCUCACGUACAUGUCCCACAGAAACUCCCGAACAAAUAUCAAAAGGAAAACGUUCAAAGUAGAUGACAUGUUAUCAAAAGUAGAGAAAAUGAAGGGAGAGCAAGAGUCUCACAGCUUGUCUGCCCAUCUGCAACUCACAUUUACUGGUUUCUUCCAUAAAAAUGAUAAGCCAUCACAAAACUCAGAGAAUGAACAAAAUUCCGUAACCCUGGAAGUACUGCUUGUGAAAGUUUGCCACAAGAAAAGAAAGGAUGUCAGUUGUCCAAUAAGGCAAGUUCCUACAGGUAAAAAGCAGGUGCCUUUGAACCCAGACAUCAACCAAAUAAAGCCAGGCAACUUCCCAUCACUUGCCGUUUCCAGCAAUGAGUUUGAACCCAGCAACAGCCAUAUGGUGAAGUCUUACUCAUUAUUAUUCAGAGUAACUCGUCCAGGAAGAAGAGAAUUUAAUGGAAUGAUCAAUGGUGAGACUAAUGAAAACAUAGAUGUCAAUGAGGAGCUUCCCGCUAGAAGAAAACGUAAUUCUUCGAAUCGUGAAGACGGAGAAAAGACUUUUGUGGCACAAAUGACAGUAUUUGAUAAAAACAGGCGCUUGCAGCUUCUGGAUGGGGAAUAUGAAGUAGCAAUGCAGGAAAUGGAAGAGUGUCCAAUUAGCAAGAAAAGAGCAACAUGGGAAACUAUACUCGAUGGGAAGAGGUUACCUCCAUUUGAAACAUUUUCUCAGGGACCUACACUUCAGUUUACCCUUCGUUGGACAGGAGAUACAAAUGAUAAAUCUACAGCUCCUAUAGCCAAACCUCUUGCAACACGAAAUUCAGAAAGUCUCCCUCAAGAAAACAAGCCUACUUCUGUUAAACCUGCUCAGACUAUAGCUGUGAAAGAAUCCUUGCCAACAGACCUACAAACAAGAAAAGAGAGAGAUGUUUUAAAUGAACCUCGACAAAAGUUACGAAUAUUUUACCAGUUCCUGUAUAACAACAAUACAAGACAGCAGACUGAAGCCAGAGAUGACUUGCAUUGCCCCUGGUGCACGUUGAACUGCCGCAAACUUUAUAGUUUACUCAAACAUCUUAAGCUUUGUCACAGCAGAUUUAUUUUUAAUUAUGUUUAUCAUCCAAAAGGUGCUAGGAUAGAUGUUUCUAUCAAUGAGUGUUAUGAUGGCUCCUAUGCAGGAAAUCCUCAGGAUAUUCAUCGUCAGCCUGGAUUUGCCUUCAGUCGCAAUGGACCAGUCAAAAGAACUCCUAUCACACACAUCCUUGUAUGCAGGCCAAAGCGUACAAAAGCAAGUAUGUCAGAAUUUCUUGAAUCAGAAGAUGGAGAAGUGGAACAGCAAAGAACAUACAGCAGUGGACACAAUCGGUUAUAUUUCCACAGUGAUACCUGUUUACCUCUCCGUCCACAAGAAAUGGAAGUAGACAGUGAAGAUGAAAAAGAUCCUGAAUGGCUGAGAGAGAAAACUAUUACACAAAUUGAAGAAUUUUCUGAUGUUAACGAAGGAGAGAAAGAAGUGAUGAAAUUGUGGAAUCUACAUGUUAUGAAGCACGGGUUUAUUGCUGACAAUCAAAUGAAUCAUGCCUGUAUGCUGUUUGUUGAAAAUUACGGACAGAAAAUUAUUAAGAAGAACUUAUGUAGAAAUUUUAUGCUUCAUCUGGUCAGCAUGCAUGACUUUAACCUCAUUAGCAUAAUGUCAAUAGACAAAGCUGUUACUAAGCUUCGAGAAAUGCAGCAGAAGUUAGAAAAAGGAGAAUCAACUACCCCAACAAAUGAGGAGUUUUCUGAAGAACAAAGUGGGACAACAAAUGGAUAUAGUGAAACUAACACGAGAGAGAGAGUUUCAGAAACAGAUAGUGUCUCAGGGGUCACAAAACAGAGCAAAAAACAAAAGCUCUGAAGGAAAAGGCAAAUGCCAUUCAAUGGACAAACAUUGAAGUGACA